AUGAACGGCAGCGAACUCGACUCGGUAGAGAAACUCUUGGACGAUAGUAUUGUCUAUAUCAAUCAAAGAAACCCUCAAAAGGCAGGGGAGUUGUUGGAGAGAGUGUUGGAGAUACGAACGAAAGAGUUUGGUGAAGAUGCUCUUUCUGUGGGAUUGACAUUCUAUUACAUUGGAAAUGUGCUGCGUAUGGAAGAGAGAUUCGAUGAAGCCUUGGAGAAACUCAACAGAGCACUCGCUAUUCUGAUGAAGGAAUCGGGAGAAAACCAUGCGUAUAUAGUAAAUACUUACGAACUGCUUGGCAGAGUCUUUCUCCAGCAAGGUAACUACGAAAAAGCCGAAGAAAUGUGCCGGAAGGUUGUGGAUCUCCAGGGCGGAUUUCAUGCACAAGAGUCGAAUUUGAUGGAUCUGAGCCAAAAUCUAGCGCUGUCAUUGCAAAUGCAAGGCAAGUUUUCAGAAGCAAUCAAGAUACAAAAGGUCGUGCUUGUAAAACUACUACAAAUACACGGUGAAGACCACCCCGACGUUGUACUUGUAUACAUUGCCAUUGCAGGGCUAUUAAAAGGCCAAAAGAGAUUGGAUGAUGCUCAUCAGAUGCUUGAUAAAAGCAUCGAAAUUUGCUAUCGGCUACAAGAACUGGGAGACGACUUCGACACAGUUAACCUGGUACGAGCGCUCCGCACCAAAGCAGGGUUGCUGGAAGAGCAAGGUAACAUGGAAGGUUCCACGGAGAUGCUUCACAAAGUGACAAUGGUGCAAAAGGAAUCUCUAGGUGAAAUGCACCCCUCAACAGCAGAGGCCUAUGAAAAGCUUGCAGUAGCAUAUGCCAAACGAGAAAUGCAGGAGGAUGGCAUCAAUGCUCUCAACAAGGCUCUGGAGUUUCGCCAAACAGUGCUUGGCGAGGACCAUCCCGACACAAAAAAGGUUGUGGGGUUCCUUAUAAUGUUAAACCGAGAGAAAAUUGCGAAAGCGCUGCGAUUACAAGGACUGGCAUUGAAUGCAAAAGGCGAUUCGGCAAUGGCGAUACGACUCUUCCACGAAGCGCUGGAUGUUUACAAGGAAAUCUAUACUGCUCAUCCUAAGAUGGCAACAGUCUACGAGAGUAUUGCGACCGUCAAGGUUGAACAGGGUUUACUGGAAGAUGGCAUCGCUGCGAGUGCAGAAGCCCUUAAGAUUCGUCGCAAAAUGCAAGGUGACGAUGACACUGACACGAAGGGACGUAUGGAAGCGCAUCGAUCUUUGCUCAAACGUCUCUUGGAGAAUCGUAACGAAAUGAGGGAACUGAGAUAA
Messenger RNA from Cylindrotheca closterium, 1287 nucleotides. NCBI's taxonomy places the organism in Eukaryota, Bacillariophyta, Bacillariophyceae, Bacillariales, Bacillariaceae. The record is from the annotation of a GenBank genome assembly.